CCGCCAAUCAUAUCUCACAGCUGGCUGCCACUUCGGCUGGUCUAUAAAAACAGUCAUACUAUCAUAUUCGCGAUUGAAGCAACAAAGUCAAAUAAGGCAGCUAAAAUAUUACUCGUGUGAAUCAUGUCAGCAUUAACCGAAGACCAACCCACAUUGUCAGAAACAGCAACUGUGUUGAACAGUACAAGUUUGAGACUUGAUUUAGACAAACCAAGAUGGGAUCAGUCUACAUUCAUGGGAAGAUUGAAGCAUUUCUUCAAUAUAACUGAUUCAAGGAACAGUCUCUACUCAGAAAAAGAAUUAGACGAUGCCAAAGAAUUAAUAAUGAGAUAUAAGUCUUGUACUGAGCCUCCUGGUACGACAGAAGAACAGUUAUAUCAUGCACAGAAGCUGUACAUGUCAGCAUUUCACCCGGACACUGGUGAUAAAAUGAAUGUGAUUGGUCGAAUGUCUUUUCAAGUACCAGGUGGUAUGCUAAUUACAGGUGGGAUGCUGCAAUUCUAUAAAACUUGGCCUUCUGUUGUUCUAUGGCAGUGGAUCAACCAGUCUUUCAACGCUCUAGUUAACUAUACAAAUAGGAAUGCUGCUUCACCAAUAUCUAAUAAACAAAUUGGUUUAUCAUAUGUCUGUGCCACAGGAAGUGCUUUAGUUGCAUCCGUAGGACUCAAUUCUCUCACAAAAACAGCCCCGCCAUUGCUGGCUAGAUGGGUGCCAUUUGGUGCUGUGGCUGCAGCUAAUAUUGUCAAUAUUCCAUUGAUGCGACAACAAGAAUUAUUGUAUGGUAUUAAUUUGUUUGACGAAAAUGGUAAUGAAGUUGGGAAAUCAAAAAGAGCUGCUGUUAAAGCCGUAACGCAAGUAGCAAUAUCAAGAAUAACAAUGUGUGCUCCAGGAAUGAUUAUUUUACCAAUAAUUAUGGAAUAUCUUGAGAAAUAUCCAUCUUUCAGAAGAAUAAAGAUCCUCCAUGCUCCAAUACAAAUACUUUUGGUUGGUUGUUUUCUGUGUUUUAUGACACCAGCGGCUUGCUCCCUGUUCCCACAAAAAUGUUCCAUGAAAGUCAGUAAUUUGGAGCCGGAAGUCAGAAAAGAACUGCAAUUAAAAUAUGGUGACCUUAUCAACAAAGUGUAUUUUAACAAAGGAUUAUAAUGCCUGCUGCUAUCUACCUCAGUUGACCUGAUCCAUGGCAGAAUUUACUAGAAGUCCAAUAUAUGACACACAGGAGUGGGUAAAAAAAAAGUUGUUUAUUUUAUGCAAAUUUUCUCCAUGUAAAGGUCACAAGGUCACCACUAGAGGGUGCAGUUUUGAGGGUUUAAUAUUGGUCAGUGCAAUUAAAAUGCUACUUUUUUAAACAAACCAUAAAAUAUAUUUAUGAUCAGCAAAAGUGAAAGAACAUUUUCUUUUAUUUUUAACUAUAAAUAAUUAU
Messenger RNA from Saccoglossus kowalevskii, 1420 nucleotides. Its product is annotated as sideroflexin-2-like. Gene Ontology annotation, molecular function: monoatomic ion transmembrane transporter activity. NCBI's taxonomy places the organism in Eukaryota, Metazoa, Hemichordata, Enteropneusta, Harrimaniidae. The record is from RefSeq and is a predicted model, not a curated record. Gene Ontology annotation, cellular component: mitochondrial inner membrane. Gene Ontology annotation, biological process: serine import into mitochondrion; monoatomic ion transport.